Molecule: messenger RNA, 778 nt
Organism: Spodoptera littoralis (African cotton leafworm)
Lineage: Eukaryota; Metazoa; Arthropoda; Insecta; Lepidoptera; Noctuidae
Source: the annotation of a GenBank genome assembly
GCGUGGCAGCAUCAAGCAUACACAGAAUUUUGAUUUUAAACAAAAUAUCUAAUUUUAAUUUUCUGACAUUGACAAUAUUGUUGACAGUGACACUACUGUGUUAUUGACAGAUCGAGGAACGAGGAAUCAUUGUAACUAUUUCCAAUUUAGUGAUUGAAUAUGACUGUGAAAUACAUAAAUAAUGACGACAUUUCAUGAUGAAAUAGAAAUUGAGGACUUCGAAUAUGAGGAAGAUGAAAAUAUGUAUUACUAUCCCUGUCCUUGUGGCGAUAGGUUUCAAAUAAGCAAGGAGGAGCUGCUGGAUGGCGAGGAACUUGCAACCUGUCCAAGCUGCUCACUGGUGGAAAAGUUAAAGGCAGAAAAUGAAGAAAAACAUAAAGCUGACAGCAACAGAGAAGCAGUGAGAGCAUAACAUUCUGAAGACAUAAAGUAUGUACAGUGUACAAUGGUAAGCAGCCACAGAAUGAGCCGACAACACAGGCACAGACAGGUGUCUGCACUAGUCGUGGGACCUAAUAUAGUUGUUCAACUAUAUUCUCUAGUUUCAUUCAUGUUACCUCUUUUAAAUCACCACUUGUUGCUAUUUUCUUAAUAUUAUAUUUUUUUACAACACAAUGUUGUUGGUAUUGAUGAUUAGCUACUUAUUGACCAAAACAGUUAGCAAUACAUGAGGGUUGCAGGUUUGAAAUCUGUAGUCAUUAGUUUUUUCAAAGCUUCUUAAUAAUUAUAUAUGUGUAUUAAUAAUGUUACAUGCACAAUGUACACAUGUGGUAUUCAC